This is a messenger RNA of Pseudovirgaria hyperparasitica, 1819 nucleotides long. RefSeq lists its product as uncharacterized. The record is from RefSeq and is a predicted model, not a curated record. Gene Ontology annotation, molecular function: acyltransferase activity, transferring groups other than amino-acyl groups. Bases 395 to 1819 code for a protein of 474 amino acids. The transcript is spliced from 2 exons. NCBI's taxonomy places the organism in Eukaryota, Fungi, Ascomycota, Dothideomycetes, Acrospermales, Acrospermaceae.
UGGCUCCUAUUGGUUGCCCAUCUCUCUUCGGCCGUUGGGGACUGGAAAACUGCACGUUGCGGCCUCCGAGGCUUCGUGUCGGAAUGGCCACAUAGCUGCAGUCAAACAAAGCACAUGGGUGCACCCUUUCAUCUCAAUCUAAUUGGCUGGCCUGUAUUCCAGUUCCUGAGUCUAGGCAGGUUCGUGGCACCGUGUAUAAUCGACUAAUAAUGAUUCCACUAGCACGCAUUGAAAGUGCUGCCGAUCAUAAGAAACAACGCCGCCGGCGAAGCGCUGUUCAUUGAAUAAACUCGAAUCGUGUUCUCCAUAGCGUAUCAAGAUAAGAGUAAGCUUUCUCGUGCUGUCAGAAAACGGUCCACUUUUCGUUGUACCUUGCUCUUGCUCAUGCUCAAACAUGGAUUCAGUCACCACCAUCGUCAAACCGGCGCCCUCUUGGGUUGGUCGCAUUGUUGACCUGGGUCCUAUCGAUCAGAUCGCACCCCGUUGCUACAUGACAGAUUUCUACUGCUUUCGAUUGGCUCCUGGUGUAGAGCCUGCAGCUGUCGCUGAACGAUUCCAAAAGACGAUCUUUUCCGCCGUGCAGGAGAUCCCUCAGCUCGCCGUGACCGUAGUACCGCGUAACAACAGUCGGGAAGAACUUGAACUACGAUGGCUCGAAACGACCGGAGCUUAUCUCGUCUUCAAAGAUUACACGUCGCCGUUGUUGAAAGACCAGUGGCCACACGGCACAUUCGACGACUUAGCGAAAGACCACUUUCCAUAUUCGAAAUUGGAGAGAUCGACUCUUAUGGAUGGAUUAACGCGCAUCAAUGAGCAGGGUCUACUGCCCGGGCUGAUGCUGCAGGUGAAUGUAAUACCCGGCGGUGUGCUCUUCGUGCAUUCGCUUCAUCAUACGGUUUGUGAUGGUAUGGGUCAUUACAUGACUAACACUGUCCUCGCCAAGUACUGUAGAGAUACUCCAGAUAUGGAAUCUGUUGUUCUCCCAAUCGACUUCUCGGAUCGUGCAAGUAUCAUCACCCCCGAUCCCGCAGCUUCACUGCAAGACUUGCCAGACUGGAAGUUGGUGCCACCUGGUGAAGAGUUCCUCAAUCCAACACACUAUGAAGUUGCCGCUUUGCCGAAGCUUCGCUGUGCAAUCUAUUACAUCUCAGAGGAUCGUAUCGCUAAGCUCCGUGCCACAAUGUCUGUGGGUGGCCGCAAGCCUUCCGUCAUUGAGAGCGUCGGCGCAGCGUUGUGGAUGCAUGUUGUACGUGCUCGCAACAUAGACGCCAAGAAAUAUCCAGAAGCUAAGCUGUCACUGACGGUGAACUCUCGCACACGAAUGAGCGAACCAGCCAUCUCUCCAACUUUCUGGGGAAAUCUGUGCGAGCCUAAUGCGGUGGCACGUAUGCACACAGCUGCAUUUUCAGAAUCAGACACCCAGUUCCUGCCCACUGCCGCCCAGAGAAUCCGUGGCGCAAUUGCUGCUGUCGAUGCACCGGCUGUUCGACGUCUGGUUGGGCUACUUUCCCAACUCCCUAAAGCCACAUCGCUGACGUGGAAUGUCGACCGAUGGCCGGGACCGGACAUGCUGAUUGUAUGUCUGAAUUCUCUGCCACUGAACGACCUGGAUUUCGGAUCUAUGCUUGGGAACCAUAGCGAGGCUGUACGUGUUCAAAUUGGAGACAUUGAAGGUAGACCUGACGGGCGGUGUAUCGUGUUCCCCUCGAGAAAAUGUGAUGGAAAGGGCCUAGAAGUCAUGUUGCAGUACGAUGUAGAUACCCUGGGAAGACUAGAAAAGGAUCGCAGUUGGGGAGAGUUGUUUGAGAGAAGGAAUUGA